This is a messenger RNA of Zonotrichia leucophrys gambelii, 2033 nucleotides long. RefSeq names its product ETS transcription factor ELK4 (gene ELK4). The record is from RefSeq and is a predicted model, not a curated record. Gene Ontology annotation, biological process: cell differentiation; regulation of transcription by RNA polymerase II. The coding region runs from base 147 to 1505 and encodes 452 amino acids. Gene Ontology annotation, cellular component: nucleus. The transcript has 5 exons. Gene Ontology annotation, molecular function: sequence-specific DNA binding; DNA-binding transcription factor activity, RNA polymerase II-specific. Lineage: Eukaryota; Metazoa; Chordata; Aves; Passeriformes; Passerellidae.
CCCGCGCUGCCCGCCCGGCUCCGCCCGCCCGCCCGGGAUGCGGCCCCGGCGGCCGCGCCGGGCAUGAGGGACGGCGGGGGGGCCGCGCCCAGCACCGGCACCCGACGGCACCCGGGCACCGGCGGGGCUCCUCCUCGCUCUCUGCUAUGGACAGUGCCAUCACCCUGUGGCAGUUCCUCCUCCAGCUGCUGCAAGAGCCCCAGAACAAGAACAUCAUCUGCUGGACCUCCAACGACGGGGAAUUCAAGCUGCUGCAGGCAGAGGAGGUGGCCAGGCUCUGGGGGAUCCGCAAGAACAAGCCCAGCAUGAACUAUGACAAACUCAGCCGCGCGCUGCGCUACUACUACGUGAAGAAUAUCAUCAAGAAGGUGAACGGCAAGAAAUUUGUGUACAAAUUCGUUUCCUACCCCGAGAUCCUGAACAUGGACCCCCUUGUGGUGGGCAGGAUGGAGGGGGACCCCGAAAUUCCUGGAUUUGGGGAGGUCACCAGCACCCCCAAGGAGGCGGAGAGCUGCGGCAAGGAGAAAUCCCAAUCCUGUGCGAAAUCCUCGAGCCGCAACGAUUACAUCCACUCAGGCCUGUACUCCUCCUUCACCCUCAACUCCCUCAACUCCUCCAGCGUGAAGCUCUUCAGGUCCAUCAAAAUCGAGAACCCGGCCGAGAAGCUGGCGGAGAAGAAACCUCAGGACGCCACCACCCCUUCCGUCAUCAAAUUUGUCACCGUGCCCUCCAAAAAGCCGCCCUGUGCCCCGCUGGUGUCCAGCAGCCCCUCAGCUGCGGCCGUCACCUCCGCGGCCUCCGCCGGCCCCGCCGCGGCCUCCUCGCUGCCGCUGAGCUCCGAGGAGCCGCUGCACACCCUGGAGAGCCUCGUGCUGCCCAAGCUCAGCGUUCCCGAAGCUCCUCCGGCCCCUCUGCCGAGCCUGAGCUCCGGCUACGCCCCCACCCCGCCCCUCGCCUCAGUGUCCCCCGCGCUCCAGGCGCCCUCGGCGCCGCCCUCGCCGCCGCUGAGCUCCAACCCCGAGCUGGACAUUGACACGGACAUGGAGUCGGGGAGCUCGCAGCAGCUGGAGGCGGCGCCCAGCCUGCAGCCGCCCUCCCCGGAGCCCGGGGAGCAGCAGGAUCCCGCCGGGAUGGAGAAGGAGAUCGCCAAUCACCUCUCCAGAGCGAAGAAACCCAAAGGGCUGGAGCUGGCCCCCACCCUGGUCAUCACGGGCAGCGACCCCAGCCCGCUGGGCAUCCUGAGCCCUUCCCUGCCCACGGCCUCUCUGACUCCUGCACUUUUCUCUCAGACGCCCAUCCUGCUGACGCCCAGCCCGCUGCUCUCCAGCAUCCACUUCUGGAGCACCCUGAGCCCGGUGGCGCCGCUCAGCCCCGCCCGCCUGCAGGGAGCCAGCUCCCUCUUCCAGUUUCCAUCCGUGCUCAACAGCCACGGCCCCUUCACCCUGUCAGGACUGGACGGACCCUCCACCCCCGGCCCCUUUUCCCCAGACCUGCAGAAGACAUAGCACAAAAAAAUAAAUUUAUUUUUUACCAAAAAAACAAAAAAAAUUCAUAAUUCCACUGAUCUCAACACUUGGAGUUGUUACCAUUCCCAAAUCCAAAAAAAAAACCAAAAAAAAAUCAUUUUUUUGGUGCAAAAAUCUGAAUUUUUUUGGAAGAACCCAGGUUGGGAAUGUUUAUGCAAACGCCUUAAUAGGAGCUGCAGCUCCGAAUUUUUUCUCCUCCUCAACUUUGGAAUUUUUUUUUUCCCAAAAUCCAAAAAGAAAAAUUUUGGAAUUUUUUUGGGAGAUUUUGCAGCACCGACAGCACUAAAGGAGGAUUUUCUUUGUGACUUUUUUUGGGAGAAAAAAAUCAAACAAAAAAAUAAAAAACUUUCUCUGUUCCUGUGCUCAGCAAGGAGAAUCCCGAAAUCCUGAUGGAAGCUGGAAUUCCAGGAAAAAAAAAUAAAAAAUUUGGGAAUAUCGAGGUGGGAAUAUCGCCCAAAUCACGAUUUCUGCAGCAACAAAAAAACCAGAAUUUUCCUGCUUGAUUUU